Messenger RNA from Dromiciops gliroides (monito del monte), 4195 nucleotides. It is a transcript of the gene DNAJB14, whose product is annotated as DnaJ heat shock protein family (Hsp40) member B14. Gene Ontology annotation, cellular component: endoplasmic reticulum membrane. NCBI's taxonomy places the organism in Eukaryota, Metazoa, Chordata, Mammalia, Microbiotheria, Microbiotheriidae. The record is from RefSeq and is a predicted model, not a curated record. Gene Ontology annotation, molecular function: Hsp70 protein binding. The transcript has 8 exons. Gene Ontology annotation, biological process: cellular response to misfolded protein. The coding region runs from base 81 to 1220 and encodes 379 amino acids.
CUCCCGCCUCCGCCUCCGCCGCUCUGGCUUCCGCCCCCUUCUCGCUGCGCUGCCGGAGGAAACGGAAGAAGGAGCGAGCCAUGGAGGGGAACCGGGACGAGGCGGAGAAAUGCAUCGAGAUCGCCCGGGAGGCGCUGGAGGCCGGCAACCGCGACCGGGCCUUGCGCUUCCUGCACAAGGCCGAGAAGCUCUACCCGUCCCCCACGGCCCGAGUACUUUUGGAAGCAAUUAUGAAAAAUGGAAGCACAGCUGCAAAUGGCCCACAUUGCCGAAAACCAGCAAGUGGUGGUGAUCACAACAAGCCCAACAGCACAAAGGACAACACGUCAGCUGGUGGUGAAAGCACAAAAGCUUAUACCAAAGAUCAAGUCGAUGGAGUCCUCAGCAUAAACAAGUGUAAAAAUUACUAUGAAGUACUGGGAGUCACAAAAGAUGCCGGUGAUGAGGAUUUGAAGAAAGCUUACAGAAAGCUUGCUUUGAAGUUUCAUCCAGAUAAAAACCAUGCACCUGGAGCAACAGAUGCUUUUAAAAAGAUUGGCAAUGCCUAUGCUGUUUUAAGCAAUCCUGAAAAAAGAAAGCAGUAUGACCUCACAGGCAGUGAAGACCAGGCGUGUAAUCACCAAAACAAUGGCAGAUUUAAUUUCCACAGAGGCUGUGAAGCGGAUAUAACCCCAGAAGAUUUGUUUAAUAUAUUCUUUGGUGGUGGAUUUCCAUCAGGUAGUGUACAUUCAUUUUCUAAUGGACGAGCUGGAUAUAGUCAUCACCACCAACAUCGGCAUAGUGGACAUGAGAGAGAAGAAGAAAGAGGCGAUGGAGGUUUCUCUGUGUUUAUACAGCUGAUGCCUAUUGUAGUGUUGAUCCUUGUGUCCUUGUUAAGCCAGCUGAUGGUCUCCAAUCCUCCUUACUCCUUAUAUCCCAGAAGUGGUUCAGGACAAACCAUUAAAAUGCAGACAGAAAACUUGGGUGUUGUUUAUUAUGUCAAUAAGGAUUUUAAGAAUGAAUAUAAAGGAAUGUUAUUACAAAAGGUAGAAAAAAGUGUGGAAGAAGAUUAUGUGACUAAUAUUCGAAAUAAUUGCUGGAAGGAAAGACAACAAAAAACAGAUAUGCAGUAUGCAGCAAAAGUAUACCGGGAUGAUCGACUACGGAAGAAGGCAGAAUCAUUAAGCAUGGACAACUGUAAAGAAUUAGAGCGGCUGACUAGUAUCUAUAGAGGAGGAUGAACCAGGAUUUUCAUUUCCAUCUUUUAGCACACAUUUUUUUUUUUACUGUACAAGAAGAAAUUUAGUUUCGUUGUAAAAUCUCAAAAAAGAGUUGGAUAUUAAAUACUAAACUGAGUAGUUGCUCCCUGAAAUCUUAUGCUAUAGGACGCAAAACAGUUAAUGGCUUCGUUACAUAAUAAGAAAUUGAAAACUAAAAUUCAUGAUUUAGUUAUGCAUCUCUUAAUUGUUAUUUAGUUUUACUUCCAAUGCUUACAUAAUUCUUUAACUACAGAUAAUUCAGAAAAGGAUUAUCAUACCUCUAGCAGUUUUCCAGUUAUAGUGAUUCCAUUCUUCUUCCUUGUCAUGUAAAUAUUUAUGAAAAACAAAACCAUUUUGUGUAUAUACAAGUUAUUGACUUUAUAUUUAAAAAUCUCAGAAGUUUAGCUCCAUGAAACACAUCAGCUCACUGAUGGAAUAACUAUAUGACAAUGUUACUUCUUCCUUGUCAGGUGUCGAGUGUGUGGAGUUUAAACAAUGACACUUUUUUUUUUUAAGGCAAUUUAACUUUGUGUAAAAAAAUCUUCUAGCUUUAUCCGCUUAGAAGAAUUUAAUAUUUUAAAAUAUAUAUUCCUGAAUAUAUGUUGAGAUGAAUUGAACUGGUGUAGAUUAUCAGUUUGCCAUUUAGUUUUACGAAUUGCUAAGCAAUGUGAGGAAAUGAAAAGCUAUCCUAAUUAAUUUAAAAAUAAAUACAAUAAAGAUGUUAUACAGAUACUUAAUGUUGACAUUUCUUGAGAAGUAAAUGUCAGUUUUGAAAUUCUGAAAGUAAAUAUAUCCCUUUGCUCCCUCCACCCCACCCUGAGCCAAUUUAUGUCCAUUUAAAAGCUUCUGGAAUUUAUGAAAGAAAAGACUCCCCCCCCCUCCCCCCAAAAUUUCUUAGUGCUCAUUUCAUGCUUGGUCUUGAAAAUAAAUUCUUUUGUAAGCAAGUGGUAAGAAAAGUCACUACUAAAAUUAAGCCUUAUGCCUUUAACACUGUUGCCAACUACUAAACUUUUAGAUAAAUAACUUGCAAAAUUAUUUGACCUAUUUGGCUAUAUAUAAAGAUGAGCAGAAAUAUAGUGGCAGGUAGACUAAUCAUUUACAGGAAGUCUCUGUAAAUGUCUCUGUAGCGCCACUCCGAGCUUAAAGUUGACUCACCAUUAAAGCAGUCAAAUUUAAUCUUAAUAGAAAAUGCAAAUUUUUGUACUGAAAUCCUUUAGUAUAAAUUAGAAACAAAUGUAAGCAGUUGGGUAUUGGGUUUUGUGCCUGUAAAUUGAGUAUGAGUAUUUAUUUGAAAUUUUCUAUGUUGAACAGUUGUCAUUUUUUAAUCAUUUUGCUUCAUACUCAUUUAAUGGAACAACAACAAGUCUUUGACAGUUUUUCUACUGGUGAGUGCUAGAAAUUUGGUUAUAGUAGCAGUGCUCAUUGUGUUUAGAAAUUAUUUCUGAACUUAGCUAAUUUAUUGUCAGUCUAAUAAAUUCCUGCUAAAAUGACCAUUCUCCUUUAAAUUGUCCUGUUAUAUCUCUUUUUCCAAGUGACUCACUAGACUUGCUUGGUUGCAUCAUAAAUUAUAUAACAGCAUAGUAAUUAAGGAAUAGUAGAAAACCCAAUCAAGUUUUACUUAAUUUUUUAGAGAAGUGGCCUUUAGAAUAAAUAGCAUACUUAAAAGGGAAAUACAGUUUGAAGUAUUUCCUUCAGCCUGCAGAGUGGGCUGUUAGCUGAUAAAGGAUAUAAAUUGUUAAAACAGAUCAUUGUUAUUUAUUUUGAAAGUAUUAUAGUCAUUAGAAAACUUAUAAUUUUGGAUUAGAAUUACAAUAUUUUCAUUCAUUUCUUUUUCCAGUUUUCACAGGAAUGAUCGGCAUAAAUGGGGGAAGUUUCUUUGAAUUCAAACCUCCUGUUUACUAAUUCUUUUUCUUUUAAUUUGGAGUUUGAGGGCAUUGAUGACAGUAAAGUUAAGUGAAGUUGUAUAAUGCUAACUUAUACAUGGUUCUAGACAGUGUUAUGCUUUUAUUGUAUUGGUGUGUUCCAUUGAAUUUCAUACAAUAUUAGGCAAAAUGUGCUUGGGAAAAAAAACUUUCUGAAAUUGUUUUUAAUCACUAGUAAUGGCUAAGCAAAUUUUAGGGUGUCCUGCUAAACAAGCCUCAGGAGCUUUUGGGGGUGAGAAAAGUUGGGUUUUUCAUACUGCCUACAUGCUGGUUUUUUUUAAAAAGGACCCAUUCCUUUUAGUGUGUUAAGGUGUGCAAGGCAAGAUUUGGUCACCUCGAGGUGGGAGACUUUCACCUUUGACGCUCAUUUCAAAGACAAUUUUUUUGCCUGUGAAAUAUUAUCACCCACAGAAGGUAUGUAUUCAUCUCAGAUUCCAAACUAAAACCUUUCGUUGUUGCCCAAAGGCUCUCCAUCAUGGAGUCAAAGCUAUACUGUGCUUGUAGAUAUUUUACAGUUAUCUUCUUUAAUUGACAUCAGAGAAAUUUUUCACAACAUGUCCUUAAACUCCUCAUAUUAGUAACAGAUUAUAGCUUCUCCAUUCAUGCAGAAUAAAGUAUUCCUAAUGGCUUCGUGAGUGAAUGGAAUCAAAGUAGAAUCACACUACUUGACUUCAUCACUUUGAUUUUCCCCUUGCCCUAUAGUUUACAGAUGGAUUGGUGCUAGUCUUUGCCGCCUUGGCUACUUUUUAGAAUUGUUGAGGAUUUCACCCUCAAUAUACAUAGUAUAGGAGUGUCAGGUUAGUUCUUUAAAAGCAAAAACAAUUCAUUUCAGAAUUAAUUGGAUUUGGAUGUAUCUGUAAAUCCUUUGUUUUCUACGCUUCUCAUAGAAAAUAUGAAUAACAUUAUGCAAAUACCGUGUGGAGGAAGUAGUUAAGCCUUAUAUAUGAGCAUUAUGACACUAGUUCAUUCGAUUAAUCUGCUUGUACUACCUCUACUUAGACUGGUUUUCUGCCUUUCCUCCUCAACACACACUAC